AUGCAUAACAGACCUGAUAUCGCGCUCUUCGACACCGAACAAAAAACAUGUAUGCUCAUAGAGUUCACGAUCCCGGCGGACGAUAACAUUGCGAAAGCAUACACGGAGAAGAUUACCAAAUACGGCGACUUGGCAUUUCAGCUGCGUGAACUCUACAAUUUGAGGACGAUCAGCAUUCUCCCGAUGAUCAUAUCGGUGAAUGGCUUGGUGGAGACACAUCUACUGGAGAACACUAAGAGAUUACGCCUGGAACCUGAUGUCAUUUCUGCUUCCCAAAAGCAAGUCAUCCUGUAUACCACCCGAAUCGUUAGAAAAUUCCUACAAGGAUUCUGA
Coccinella septempunctata (seven-spotted ladybird) is the source of this 333-nucleotide messenger RNA. RefSeq lists its product as uncharacterized. The transcript has a single exon. The coding region runs from base 1 to 333 and encodes 110 amino acids. The record is from RefSeq and is a predicted model, not a curated record. NCBI's taxonomy places the organism in Eukaryota, Metazoa, Arthropoda, Insecta, Coleoptera, Coccinellidae.